This is a messenger RNA of Rhipicephalus sanguineus (brown dog tick), 965 nucleotides long. RefSeq lists its product as uncharacterized. The record is from RefSeq and is a predicted model, not a curated record. The transcript has 5 exons. The coding region runs from base 81 to 965 and encodes 294 amino acids. Lineage: Eukaryota; Metazoa; Arthropoda; Arachnida; Ixodida; Ixodidae.
AUGAGCCCGUCGCUAUCCGAAUUCUGUGUUCCCUAAGUGGCUGCAGAUCGAGUCUCCGCGAAGGGUCUCCGUCCUACAAGAUGAAUUCACCGACGUUACUCGUCCCGUACCCAGGCCGAGCCAAUGACAAAACCCACAUAUCCUGCAACGUGGCCGUUGGUGACGUCCUCUCAGCGAGCUGGGAGUACCAGGUCAGGAAGUGGGCCGUGGACGCGAAAGGCGCUUACGACGACUACGCCAUGCGAGGCAAGAGACUGUUUCCCCGGACCGAGGGUGCCCUGUUCCUUGAGAUGGCCGUCAAGGACAUCCUGGCUCAAUGCACCACCAUGGAAGCCCUACGCAGCAUGCAAGGAGCCUUGCACAAGGCGGUCUUUGUAUCCAGGGAUGCCGGACGACCGCAGACAUGCAGGGUCCUUGCAGUGAAGCAAUCGACCAAGGCCAUGGAACGCCCUUGGAAGAACAUCGCUGGACAUCGCAGGAUGCGGUUCCCGAUGAGCGAGGGCGACGUGCUUAUUGACGUGAGCAUCGCAGACUGUAUGUCACUGCAACUGUGUUCAGGCUGCCGGGCACAAGCUGGUGGUCGAACGCAGAGACCCCUGAUGACCGGAACUAUUGAGCCUCGACUUCUUGGUCUUGGCUACGCUGCUGUUUCGGCCGCCGAUGCCAAACGUCAAUUCCAAAGCCCACAGCGACACGGGCAGCGUGCCUGUUCCAAGCAGCGGCCUUUGGAGGCUAAACGGGAGCACGGAGAAGCAUAUUCCUACUCGUGGAGCGACAGCUGGCGUGAGCAGGAUUCACCUGAGCGUGCAGCGAGGCGAAGUGGCUUCAGCCGCAUACAGCAAGGGCGUCAUGGGCUUCAUGUCGCACAACCACCCGCAAGAGACGCUACAGCAACAACAGCGCUACGCCAGCGCUGCGCCAGUGCUACUAAAGAGGAUGUACGGCCCUGGAACGCCAAGUUGUAG